AUGCUGUCUUGCAUAUGGAAGCCGUCCGAGGAGGUGCGCGGCGCCAAGCAACGCGCUCUCGUCUACUUUGUGUGCGGGAACCCCGGCCUCAUCGGCUUCUACGUCGACUUCCUCGACGCGCUGCGCAGCCUGCUCGACAGCUCGGCAGCCGGAGCCACGGCGUACGACCUCUACGGCGCCAACCUCGCUGGCUUCUGCGACGAUGAGCACGAACCGUUUGGCCCCGACAACCCGCCGCUGGACGUGCACGCGCAGGUCGACGCCACGUACCGCGACGUGGCCUCCCGCCGCGUGAGCAGCCCCGGCGGCGGCCCCGACGGCGGCCCCGCCGACGACAAGCCCUACGACCUCGUCAUCCUCAUGGGCCACUCGAUCGGCGCCUACAUCUGCGUCGAGAUAUUCCACAGACACCUGCGGGAUGCCAGCCGGGCGCCCCAUCUCCGCCUCCGCCACGGCUUCCUGCUCUUCCCGACGAUCGCCUCCCUCGCCGCCUCGCAGGCCGGCACCCGCCUCAACCGGCUGCGCGGCCUGCCCACCGUGGACGCACACUUCGCGGCGUACGCGGGAGCUCUGCUGGGGCUGCUGCCGCAGCGCGCCCUGCAGUGGCUCGUCGAGAAGGUGCUGCGCUUCUCGCCGCGCGCCGCGGGCGUGACGGCGGAAUGGCUCAAGAGCCGAGACGGCGUGCUGCAGGCCUUCCACAUGGCCAAGUCGGAGCUUGACGACAUCCUGGAGGACACGUGGGAGGACGCGCUGUGGGAGGCAUCCGGCGCGGACGACGGGACGGCGGGGGGCAGCACGACAGGGCCCCGUGCGCCGCGGUUCUUCAUGUUCUACGGCAGGCAGGACCACUGGGUUGCCGACCACGUGAGGGACGAGUUUAUCGCGCGGCGGCGGCGGCGGGCGAGGGCGGGCAAGAAGGGGAUGACGAGCAUCACGGUCGACGAGGGCAACAUAGCCCACGCGUUUUGCACGAGGGAGGACACGAGCUGGAUGGUGGCCCGCAAGGUGAAUGCCUGGGUCGCGGAGAUUGAUGGGGCCGACGGGCGGUGCGAGUGA
Ustilaginoidea virens is the source of this 1056-nucleotide messenger RNA. RefSeq lists its product as uncharacterized. The record is from RefSeq and is a predicted model, not a curated record. The transcript has 2 exons. Gene Ontology annotation, biological process: lipid storage. Gene Ontology annotation, cellular component: lipid droplet. Lineage: Eukaryota; Fungi; Ascomycota; Sordariomycetes; Hypocreales; Clavicipitaceae. Gene Ontology annotation, molecular function: lipase activity. The coding region runs from base 1 to 1056 and encodes 351 amino acids.